AAGACAUCAAAGCUCUGAAAAUAACACAUGUAGGAACCAAAAAAGUUAUCAAAAUAUAUUUUAUAUAUGUAUAUAUAUAUAUGUGUGUGUGUGUGUGUGUGUGUGUGUGUGUGUGUAGAAGCUGCAGGAUAUGGAUGAGCGGCGUAUCAGGUGCUUGGCAGAGGGCUACAGUCAGUUUGCUGAGGUAGAGAAGAAGGUUUUACCCAUCAUCACUAAAUGUCUGGACGGGAUCAGUAUGGCAGGGGGGAACACCAACGGUAAACAGGACUCCUUGCGGUUUAUAGAACAACACAAGUCAGGUUUUGAGCGACCGGCUGAAGUGGACUUUGAAGACUACAGCCAAGGUAUCAAACCAGCCUCCUCAGACGCCAACCUCAACCAACCUAAAAUACGCACUAAACUGUGGCCCUUCAGUCACAAGAAAACCAAGGUAUGUACCCUUCACACUACACCCUACACACUAACCUACGUCAGGCACCAGCCUCAACCACCCUAAAAUACGCACUAAACUAUGGCCCUUCAGCCACAAGAAAACCAAGGUAUGUACCCUUCACACUACACCCUACACACUAACCUACGUCAGACUCCAGCCUCAACCACGCUCAAAUAAAAAUGCCUUACUGGGGGACGGUCUCUUCUCUGCCUUACUGGGGGACGGUCUCUUCUCUGCCUUACUGGGGGACGGUCUCUUCUCUGCCUUACUCACUGGGGGACGGUCUCUUCUCGGCCUCACUGGGGGACGGUCUCUUCUCGGCCUUACUGGGGGACGGUCUCUUCUCGGCCUUACUUGGGGACGGUCUCUUCUCUGCCUUACUGGGGGAGGGUCUACUGGGUACACAUUUAUUUUAAUUAUUAUUAUAAUAACGUUUCGGCCCCUCUACCAUCUGCUCAGACGACCGGCCCACGGAUUAAUCUUGCACCCUACACUACCCCACUCCAAAGCGUGCACUAAGCUCAGCUCUGUCACUUUAGAAAGAGGAGCCAGGUACAAUAGACCAGGGGUCGACCAUCUCUCUUCUCUUUCGUCUCCCUCCUGUCCUCUACCCAUCUCUUCUCUUUUGUCUCCCUCCUGUCCUCUACCCAUCUCUCUUCUCUUUCGUCUCCCUCCUGUCCUCUACCCAUCUCUCUUCUCUUUCGUCUCCCUCCUGUCCUCUACCCAUCUCUCUUCUCUUUCGUCUCCCUCCUGUCCUCUACCCAUCUCUCUUCUCUUUC
Oncorhynchus nerka (sockeye salmon) is the source of this 1212-nucleotide messenger RNA. Its product is annotated as cdc42-interacting protein 4 homolog. The transcript is spliced from 2 exons. The record is from RefSeq and is a predicted model, not a curated record. Lineage: Eukaryota; Metazoa; Chordata; Actinopteri; Salmoniformes; Salmonidae. Bases 131 to 496 code for a protein of 121 amino acids.